AUGAUGGCUACUAUUAUGAUCUACAGCUACGUUAUUUUCAUUGUUCUCAGCAUAACAGUUCAAAUACAAUCUCAAAUAUGUGAGAAAACUGCUCAGUAUGGUCAGUGUUCGACAAACAAUGCUUGUGGCUGUUUUCAUAUGUUAGGUGCUGAUGACGGUGCUGGUAUUUGUGGCUUUCUUUGGCCCACAUGCUCUCGUCUUGUACCAUGUAAUUCCUCAGACAACUCAUGUCUUCAAUCUAACACGAUCUGCGUCAAACAUCCACAAUGUGAUGAUCGUCCUCUUUGCUAUCCAGUUACAAUGAUGAAAGAAAACAUAUGUCCACCAAUGAAAAAUAAAAUGAAUCUUAAAUGGAAAUUAAAUUUCUCUAUCGUUGCUGGGGGAAAUGGGUUUGGAUACGACUUAAAUCAAGUUAGUCUAGUUCAAGGAAUCUAUAUUGAUGAUGAUAAACAGACGAUGUAUAUUACACAAUAUAAUAGUGAUCGAAUUGUUGGAUGGAAAUUCGGUGAAGAAAGUGGUGAAAUCGUUGCUGAUGUAACUGUUGAUAAAAAAAAUGAUUUACUGAUUAUUUGUGAUCAAGGAAACGAACGAGUAGUACAAUGGUCUCGUCAAAAAAAAAUAGACCCAAAAAUAAUUAUCCGAAAAAUUAAAUGUAACGGUGUAACAAUCGAUAAUAAUGGAGAUAUUUAUGUUUCAGAAGGAGAAACACAUAGUGUUAUACGAUUAAAACAAGGAGAAACAAAGGCAACAACUGUAGCCGGUGGAAAUGGGCAUGGAUAUGAGCCAAAUCAACUAAAUGAUCCGGCUCACAUUUUUGUUGAUGAACAAUAUUCAAUUUAUGUAUCUGAUUAUAAAUAUGGUCGUGUGACAAAAUGGAUAAAAAAUGCAAAAGAAGGAAUUAUUGUUACUAAACAAACAAUUCCAGAAAAUGGUGAAUCAUAG
Messenger RNA from Adineta steineri, 942 nucleotides. Lineage: Eukaryota; Metazoa; Rotifera; Eurotatoria; Adinetida; Adinetidae. The record is from the annotation of a GenBank genome assembly.